Eruca vesicaria subsp. sativa (arugula) is the source of this 729-nucleotide messenger RNA. NCBI's taxonomy places the organism in Eukaryota, Viridiplantae, Streptophyta, Magnoliopsida, Brassicales, Brassicaceae. The record is from the annotation of a GenBank genome assembly.
GAGUUAGAGAAGAAAAUCAUUCGUAGAAAAUGGCAGAGGUAGAAACUAAGCAAGAGAUAAAGGCUGCUACUGAGCCAGAGACAAAGGCUGUUGCUGAGCCAGAAACAAAGGCUGCUACUGAGCUAGGGACAAAGGCUGCAAAUGAGCAAGAGACAAAGGCGGCAACUAAGCCAGAGGCACUGGCUGAUAGUAUGGUUGGAGAGCUUUGGGUAGAUGUUGAUAUCAAAGCUUCUGCGGAGAAGUUCCACCAUAUGUUCGCUAAAAGACCACACCACGUGUCCAAUGUCACGCCUGGCCACAUUGGGGGAGUUGAGCUGCACGAGGGAGAGUGGGACAAAGUUGGAAGCAUAGUCUUGUGGAACUACAUUCAUGAAGGAAAGCCAAAAGUAGCAAAGGAUAGGAUCGAAGCGGUGGAUCCGGAGAAAAAUCUGAUAAAGUUCAGGGUCCUAGAGGGAGAUGUGAUGAAGGAGUACAAGACUUUCUUGUUAACACUCCAAGUAACACCAAAGCAAGGAGGAUCUGGAAGUGUAGCAAGGUGGCACAUGGAGUAUGAGAGGAUUCAUGACAAGGUAGCUCAUCCUGAGACUCUACUUCCAUUCUUGGAGUCAAUGUCCAAAGAGAUCGAUGAACACCUACUAUCUACUGAGUAGAACGAAGAGUUUAUUCUGCUUGUUUAAAACCCUAUAUAUGAUGCUCCGGUGCAUGCAUGUAUGUAUAGAUGCAUGUAUA